AUGGAGGGGCGAGUGCCAGGUCGUGGAGCAAGAGGCCGGUAUAUAAAGGCAGCGACGUUAGCCCAGAACACAGCAUCCACCACCAUGAAGCUUCUGCCUUGCUGGCUGUGGCAGCAGCCAAGCCCCAAUACGACCUUUCAUCCCCCUCUUGGUGGCGCCUUUCCGUUGGUCUCGGAGGACACGGCGGCUGGAGCUGGAGGCUUCGGCAGCGGCGCUGGAGGCUUCGGCGGCGGCUCUGUAGGCUUCGGGGGCGCUGGAGGCUUCGGCGCUGGAGGCUUCGGCGGCGCUGGAGGCUUUGGCGGCGCUGCUGGCCAUGGAUGCGGACCGGGAGAAGUUGUCCACGUCGACGGUAGCUGCGUCCAACCCCGUGUAAACCGCCGCGUGUUCGUGUACGAUGUGCCCGAGACCCCCAAGGUCUACGGCCCUCCCCCGCCCAUCCCGAGCCCGUCGUCGAGCACAAACAUCCUCCUCAUCCGCACUCCCGACGAAGGUCCCGGUCCCGACCCCCUGGUCAUCCCCCCACCAAGCCAGAAGAACAUUGUGUACGUCCUCAACAAGCAGUCCGAGGAAGAACAGCGUGUGAUCGAGGUGCCCUCUCAACCUCCCACCAGUCCUGAAGUCUAUUUCGUCAACUACGCAGAAGGCGAGAACCCUACCCUCCCCAGCGGCGUUGACCUGCAGAGCGCCCUCGGAUCAGCUUCCCAGGGAGGCGGCCAAAUUAUCGGCGGAGGUAUCGGAGGUACUGGAGCAGGAUUCGGUGCCGGAGCUGGCUUCGGUGCUGGCUCUGGUGCUGGUUUCGGUGCUGGAUUCGGAGCUGGCGCUGGAGCUGGAGCUGGAUUCGGAGCUGGCGCUGGAGCUGGAGCUGGAUUCGGAGCUGGCGCUGGAGCUGGAUUUGGAGCUGGCGCUGGAGCUGGAGCUGGAUUCGGUGCUGGAGCAGGUCACAGCGCUGGCUUCGGUGCUGGAGCAGGUCACAGCGCUGGCUUCGGUGCUGGAGCAGGUCACAGCGCUGGCUUCGGUGCUGGAGCUGGUCACGGCGCCAGCUUCGGCGUUGGCACUGGUGCUGGCUUUGGUGCCGGUGCUGGAGCAGGCGCUGGCUUCGGUGCGGGCGUCGGGGGCGGCGUGGCUCAGCCCUCAGGUCUGUACUCCGCACCUUAG
Penaeus vannamei (Pacific white shrimp) is the source of this 1155-nucleotide messenger RNA. Lineage: Eukaryota; Metazoa; Arthropoda; Malacostraca; Decapoda; Penaeidae. The record is from RefSeq and is a predicted model, not a curated record.